GACGACAUCAACAUGAGCCGCAACCAAAACAACAACAGUGGUCAGCUGUUGACGAAGCUAACUAGCUGCAGUGGUAGUCAUUAUAAAUAUAAGAGUUGUUUCAGUUGUAGCUCUGACGUCAUUAGUGUUUACAGAUAUUUUAUUACUCUGAAAGUUCCCUUAUGUUCGUUUCAGUUCACUUCGAAGGAUUUGGUCUGUUAGCACAUUAUCAUUAAAACCAAAGACGCAGUUGGAGCUGGAGCUGUUUGGCUGGCCAGAAAUGUUUAUGGCAAAGCCAGACCACAAGACCAGCCGGUGGAGAUUCUGACAUCCUCAGGCGAAGUGUGAUUGGUCAUCAUGUCUCCACGGAAACGACCUCUGGUCCCCGUGAGCAGCCGGCGGAAAGCUGCGGACGAAUGCUUCCCCUUCAACCUCCUGCCGGUGGAGUGCCAGCUGCACAUCCUGUCCUUCCUGAGCGAUGUGGACAAAUGCAGCUGCGCUCUGGUCUGCCUCAGCUGGAGCCGCCUGGUCCGCUCCUGGAAGCUGUGGAGAGUGGCCGACUUUUCCCGCCGCGGCGUCUUCCACCUGGGUCAGGAGGGGCUGCUGGUUUCCAACCGUGAGUUUGAGAGGUGGAAGUCGUGGGUACACCAUUACACCCACCACCUGAUCUCCCGGCGGGCGAGUCUGCUCACUCUGAAAGCCAGCUUCGACCUCGGGGAUCGCUACCACAAGUGGAGCGAUCUGCUGAGCCACCUGCUGGACAACGUGCACUGCAGAAACCUCAGUCACCUGGACCUGAACUGGACCUUCACUCUGCUGGAGCCACUGGACCUCAGGGUCCACUCCAAGUCCAGUUCACACCAGGAGAACAUCACCAAGAAGGAUCAGGUCGCCAGCUUCCAGGAACUUCUGCGCAAGCUCACCCAAAGUUGUCCCAGAAUUUCCAAGAUGCGUCUCCAUUUUGACUGGUCGGAAGUGUCGGUCAGCAUGCUCAUGCAGUUCCGUCAGCUUCGCGUCCUGGAGCUCAAAUACUUCUGGGUCCUUAAAGGAGUGACUCCCUCCACGCUGCAGGCGCUGACCAAAUCCCUGCCUAACCUGAAGUCUCUGACGUUACACAUCCUGGUGCCGCUGAGGAACCCCGGCAUCUCCUACACCCUGGAGUCUCAGUCUCUGGAGUUCCUGGAUGUCUCACCCAGCCGGGGCUUGGUCUUCUCCUGCUUGAACCUGCCAGCUUUGCGGGAGUUCCGGGCUAAGAAGAUCGUGCGUGGCAUCACUCUGGACAAGAGGACCAGGUUGCAGAUCCAGAGCCGCUGGCCCUGCCUGUACCAGGUCCUCCGGGAGGGGACGCCAAAGCUUCAGGCCCUCAACAACGAGAGGCUUCUGCCUACAUGGAGAGAGCAGAGCUACAGGGAGCUGAAAGCCCUCCUGGAGCAGUCCUGCUACUGUGUUCAGCACUUGGACAGCUGGAUUUGGUGACCCUCCCUCCAGUUAUCUUUGGGUAGAACCCAGGAAAAAGGUUUUGACGUCACAAAUAAACAGAGACGCUCUCUAACUUUCCAGUGCUUCAGAGGAAAUCUGCUGCCACAGGGAUUCAUUCAUGUUACGGGGCACAGCUUCAGUGGAUGAAUGCUGCAGGAACAGCAUCAUUUAUGUCUGAACAUAAACAUGACUUUCCGUCUUCAACAAAACGCUCCAAGAUAAAAAUGUCCCAAAAGUUUAGGUACCCAAAAAAAAAAUCCUGAUACAUGCAAAAGCUCAGAAGUCAGUUUUAUCAAAGGGUUGAAAAAAGUGUUCUUAAAUGAUUGUUUAAAUCAAAAAUGAUUUAAUUUUGUCAAAUAAUGAGGCAAUUGAAAUUUUUAUAUUUUUAAUUUAUUGCGUCUUAAUUCUUAGAACUUUAAAAUGCUUUUUUUUAUUUUCCUAAUGUGUCGGCUAUUGAAAUGAAAUGUUUUGUUUCUCCCUUUCUUGUUGGUUUUAGAAGAACGUGAUCUUCACUGUGGAAAAUAGCACGUACUGUAAAGGAAAGCAUCAUCAUCCGUUUGAUUUGUUCUGUGGGAAUCAAGGAAUCUGUAAAAACGUUCACUGCAUACUUUGAUGGAUUAAUCACACAACAAGUGUUGCAUUUAGAAAACACUCUUGUAAACUUCAGAGACCUGAACAUGGAAUUAAAAAAUAAGGAUCCCUCAAAUUAAUAACUUCUGGCCCUGAAUGAGGAUUUUGUGGACACAAAUUAGUAUUUUGUGGACUCAAAUGAGCAUUUAAGUAGGAAACGAAAAUAGCAAAUUACUAUUUUGUGCACAAAAAUGCUAAUAAGUGUUAAUAUGUGCCCACAAAUGCUUAAUUUGAAGGGAACAAUUUAUUACUUUUUAAAGUCAUGUCCAGGGCUCCGAAGUGAACAGUUCAAUGCCAGUUUGUCCGUGGCAGAAAAAGACAUAAUCCAGGAGCAAAAAGAGGAAAAGUGAAGGGUUUUGUUUUUUCUUUCUGUCUUAAAUGCAGAAAAUCAUUGAGGUCCACACGGUCGGUGCUAAACUGCUGUCAUUCCAGCCUCCCAGCGAUGCAAAAUGUCAAGGAGCUCCACAGCUUCAUCUGUUUUGCUGAAUGGUGGGGGCUUUUAUUUCUUAGGCUGAUUGUCCCGAAGCAGUAAACUCGUGAGGGUUUGCAUUACUUCACCUGCCUGUCAUACACAAACGUUCCUUUGUUUGCAAACUUUUUGCACAUUUUCUUAGCUCUAACUAAAAGUUGUUUGUUGCUGAAAUGAUCCCUGCAGUUACUUCAGCUUUGUUUGACCCCAGGUUCUUCAGUGCAGUUGCCCUCCCACUCAGUAGGGGGGGUUCUUCUCAAACAUUUGUCGCCAUUUAGGUCUGGUUGGGUUUAAACUGCACUGAAUGUCCAAAACUCUGACUGAGGUGGGGUUUGUGGGGUUAAUAACUGUGCGACUUCUCGUGCGUGCUCUUCAGGUGAAACCUCCAGCGUGUGACACAGAUGCUCCACAGAAUAAAAGGCUCGGGCUUCUCUGUUUCA
Messenger RNA from Oryzias latipes (Japanese medaka), 2997 nucleotides. RefSeq lists its product as uncharacterized. Gene Ontology annotation, molecular function: protein binding. The record is from RefSeq and is a predicted model, not a curated record. Gene Ontology annotation, biological process: protein polyubiquitination; SCF-dependent proteasomal ubiquitin-dependent protein catabolic process. NCBI's taxonomy places the organism in Eukaryota, Metazoa, Chordata, Actinopteri, Beloniformes, Adrianichthyidae. Gene Ontology annotation, cellular component: SCF ubiquitin ligase complex.